Messenger RNA from Moneuplotes crassus, 1631 nucleotides. The record is from the annotation of a GenBank genome assembly. Lineage: Eukaryota; Ciliophora; Spirotrichea; Euplotida; Euplotidae.
UGUGACUAAUUUCGAGAAUCAUGCUAAACCUAAAAUACAGAAAAUGUUAGAGAGCAAAGACACAAAAUUGAUCCUCAAAAUUGAAGAGAUUAAUGAGAAGAAUUCUGUGGCUAAAUUUCAGUUCUGUGUUCAGGAUAUUGAGAAUGCCAAAGGCUUGCUUUUUUACAAAAUUAAGCGUUACAGAGAUGACGAUGAUUACGUAACUGUCUAUACCUCUGAACAUAUAAAGAACCUCAGGUUCGAUGAAAGCAAAUGGGAUGAAUUCGAAAUUCAGCUGACUCUUCUUUGUAACGGAGAUGAAUAUAAACCUCUAAGAUUCGAAGUCUUUGAAGCAUUGAAGAAGAAAUAAAAGCAAACUUCUUGGAGCUUGUGACUUCUCCUUAUGGGAUAUCAACACUGAUAAGAAAAUGGAGCAUCGUCUCCAAUUUGACAAAAAUGUUAUUGGCAUGGUCAAAUGUCUCAAGUGUCAUGUUGACACUAAAUUUACCUUCCUUGAUUACAUUUUUGGAGGAUGUGACAUUGAAGUAGUAAUUGCAAUUGAUUUUACCUUGACUAAUAAAGAAAUCAAUGAUCCUGAAAGUCUCCAUCAUAUUCCCAGUGACGAUCAUGCAGAUUAUUAUAUUGACAUUGAAGGAAACAAGAUUAAAGCUAAAUAAUCAGUACUAUAAGGCAAUCAAAAAGAUAUGAGAAAUUGUUAGUUAUUAUGAUAGCGACAGUGUAAUUCCUGUAUUUGGAUUUGGAGCAAAGCUCCCUCCCUAUUUUAACUCAGUCUCUCACUGAUUUGCACUAAAUGGGAAUAUGUUCGAUCCUGAGAUCGACGGAGUAGAUGAGAUCUGCAGGUAUUACAAAAAGAUGAUAAAAUAAAAUUAAGUUCCAUGGGCCUAGUGCUAUGGCCCCUCUUAUAAGAUUCGUUACAGAAAUGACAAGUUUCCAGAAAAUUGACAAGACUCAUCAACAUUAUACAAUCCUCCUAGUUUUCACCAAUGGGAAAUUAUCUGAUUUACAGAGUACAAUUGACGAGGUUGUUCUCGCUGCUAAAACUCCUCUUAGCAUAAUCUUCAUAGGUGUAGGAAAGCAUAAGCAGAGUUUCAAGACUCUAGUAAAGUUAGAUGCUGAUAAAAGAGACCUACACUCCUCCACAGGCGAGAAGAGUUCCAGAGAUAUAGUCCAAUUUGUGGACUACUGUAAGCACAAAUAACAAUUAUGCGAAUCUUGUCAAAGAGACUUUGAAGGAAAUCCCGAAGCAAUUUAUAGAAUUUAUGGAAACUAAUGGAAUUCUCCCCCUCGAUCAUAAACAAAAGAACCAAAACAAGCUUAAAUUCGAAACUCUGGAAAGAAUGAAGGAGCAGGAAGAAACCCAAUCUAAAGAAGGAGGCAAUGUCUUUUUCAAGCAUCUAGAGAAUAAGUUCAUCAAUGAAUGACUGAGUCUGGGCUUUGAGGAAGAAAAUGUAGUCAAGCUUGCUCAAGAAGGAGUCAUGAGCUUAGAUAUCAACUUUGCAUUCGAGUUCUUGAGUAUACAACAAGAGAUGAAUAAAAAGAAAAAGAUUAAACAUAAAAAGAUCAAGCAGCAAGGAAAAGAUGGUGGAAACGAAGAUGCAUGGAAUGUAGAAAGUGAAGAAGGAACUAAAUAG